Lagopus muta (rock ptarmigan) is the source of this 6474-nucleotide messenger RNA. RefSeq names its product fibroblast growth factor receptor substrate 2 (gene FRS2). The record is from RefSeq and is a predicted model, not a curated record. NCBI's taxonomy places the organism in Eukaryota, Metazoa, Chordata, Aves, Galliformes, Phasianidae. The coding region runs from base 682 to 2208 and encodes 508 amino acids. Gene Ontology annotation, cellular component: cytoplasm; cell-cell junction. The transcript is spliced from 7 exons. Gene Ontology annotation, biological process: cell surface receptor protein tyrosine kinase signaling pathway.
UUGAUCGAGAUCACGACAGAUUAAGUGAUUAUUCUGGAGGUGUUAACGACCAUUCAGUAGCAGCUGUGAUAGAAACAGACCCAGCUUGGUUGCUUCUGGCUGGAGAACCAGGGCUGUAUCUGAGGAACAUCAGGGGCUUGUCUACAGUGCAAAGGGAGUGGGCAGUAAGGUAGACUGAUCAGCAGUGCUAUUAUGAUGUAUACACUAGUCAAACUUGUUGCAUGUUUUGAGUCUUAAAUUAAGUUCUUGCAGUAGUUUCUUUCAUCAGAGACUUUUUGAGGAGCUCAAGUGAUUUAUGGAGGGACAUUGGAUCAUUGUUCUACUGAAUGCAACCCUGGAGACUAUGAUAGCAGAUAAAGGCUCUUUUUUAUCUAAACUAUAUACCUAAUAUUAAACAUAAUUUGAGAGUGAUUGGUGUGGAGAAGAACUGAAAGAUGAAAUUUCUGAAAUGAAAACUUUGUAUUUCUGCAAUCAAGGAAAUGUAGGAGAUAACAGGAGUUUUCCUUCUGCUCCGUUGCAGACCUCAAAUGAUCCAUCUGUGUUGGAAGUUCUAGGUCAAAUGAUUAGUUCUGUGACAAGACAGCAUGACACUUUGAAGUAUGACAGAAGCCCUGAUGCCGCAACAGAAGCUGGGAAUAUUAAUGGCCAAAUCUAGAGAUCACAUGGUCUUCUAAAGAAGUCAUGGGUAGCUGUUGUAGCUGUCCAGAUAAAGAAACUGUCCCAGAUAACCAUCGAAACAAGUUUAAGGUUAUUAAUGUGGAUGAUGAUGGUAACGAGUUGGGUUCUGGCAUAAUGGAACUCACAGAUACAGAACUAAUUUUGUACACCCGUAAAAGGGACUCUGUAAAAUGGCACUACCUCUGUCUCCGUCGCUAUGGCUACGACUCAAAUCUUUUCUCUUUUGAAAGUGGUAGAAGGUGUCAAACUGGACAAGGAAUCUUUGCCUUUAAAUGUGCCCGUGCAGAAGAGCUAUUUAAUAUGUUGCAAGAGAUAAUGCAGAAUAAUAGUAUAAAUGUGGUAGAAGAACCAGUAGUAGAAAGGAAUAACCAUCAAACUGAGUUGGAAGCUCCAAGAACCCCUCGAACACCUACCACUCCUGGGUUCAAUGCACAGAGUUUACCUAAUGGCUAUCCCAGAUAUCCGUCUUUUGGAGAUGCUUCAUCACAUCCUUCCAGCAGGCACCCUUCUGUUGGAAGUGCACGCCUCCCCUCUGUUGGUGAAGAAUCAACGCAUCCUCUACUUGUAGCAGAGGAGCAAGUGCACACUUAUGUCAACACUACUGGUGUACAAGAGGAAAGAAAAAAUCGAUCGAGUGUGCAUGCGCCACUGGAAUCAAAGCUUUCAAACACUGAAACAACUAAAGUAAAAGAAGAUCAGAUAUGUACUGAUGACAGAGAUGCUCACGUUCUCCUGGAGCCUGAAGGAGUCAAGUUUGUUUUAGGACCAACCCCUGUUCAAAGGCAGUUAAUGGAAAGAGAGAAACUGGAGCAACUUGGGAGAGACCAAGUUAGUGGCAGCAGCACAAACAAUACUGAAUGGGACACUGGGUACGACAGUGAUGAACGUAGAGAAACACCAUCUGGUAAUAAGUUGGUGUAUGAAAAUAUAAAUAGGUUAUCAAUCCCUAGUGCCUCGGGGGUCAGGAGAGGUCGUUUGACAUCCACCAGUACCUCAGAUACCCAGAACAUUAACAACUCUGCUCAGAGGAGAACUGCGCUGUUGAACUAUGAGAACUUGCCAUCCUUGCCUCCAGUUUGGGAAUCCCGCAAGCUGAGUAGAGAUGAAGAUGACAGUUUAGGACCAAAGACCCCAUCUCUGAAUGGCUACCACAAUAACCUAGAUCCAAUGCAUAAUUAUGUCAAUACAGAGAAUGUAACAGUACCAUCAAGUGCUCAUAAAAUAGAAUUUCCACGACGUCGGGACUGUACCCCAACAGUCUUUAACUUUGACAUUAGACGCCCGAGUUUAGAACACAGGCAGCUCAACUACAUACAGGUUGACUUGGAAGGUGGUAGUGACUCCGACAACCCUCAGACUCCCAAAACCCCCACCACUCCACUUCCACAAACUCCAACCAGGCGCACAGAGCUGUAUGCUGUGAUAGACAUUGAAAGAACUGCUGCUAUGUCAAGCCUGCAAAAAGCACUGCCCCGAGAUGAUGGUACUUCUAGGAAAACUAGACAUAACAGUACUGACCUGCCUAUGUGAGCCUGGGAAGCAUUAAAUCAUUUGCACCUUUUGUGAAGUUUAUAAAAUUGAAGAUGCAAGUACUUUGCAUUUCUUAACACUAACGCCUUUUAUAGACUAAUAGAACUUUUUCUGCAUACUUCAUGUACUUGUCUAACUAAAGGGAAUUAAUGUAGAGCAAGUAUUCAUUUAGGUAACACUAUUUCAUUCUAUGGUAGUAAUUACUGCAUAGCAGCAUCGCCACCUUUCACAGUGCCUCUUUAAAUUGAUUAGAGUCUGAGUGACAUGCCAGUUUUGAAUUUAUAAAUAUUCUGGUUUGGUGCCUAUAGUCGUUAAUGGCAUUUAUAACACUUUUUAAAGCCUCUUGAUAUAUGUGUUAUUAGCAGGUAAACCUAAUCUUUCAAGACAGAUAUCUACAUUCGUUUCUCAUUGACGUGGCUCCUUCAGAAUGAAAUGUAUGUAAUUCAUUAACUCACUUUGAUGUACACAAGAUGUAUUGGUUCAUCUCAAGGGAUAUAAAUACCAAACUUUUUUUUUUCUUCUUCAUCAAAGACCAUAUGGGCAAGAAGGCAUUUAAUUCCCUGUAGUUUUCUUAAGUGGUGUGAUAUUUGAGAGGUCACAUCAAAGUCCGUUGAUCAUUGCUAUAAACACAUCUAAACCCAGCCUUAAGCUACUUCAGAUAGAAGAGAAUUCCAAGUGGCAUAUCAUGUUCUCUGUGAAAUCAGAUGGAUUUUAAUGUUAGAGUUUUUUUGUGAAGGAAUUCACAGGUUGGCUAUAUGAAUUAAGGCCCUUUUGUCAUUUCUUAGUUCACUGUGCCUUCCUUUCUUUGCAUUUGUGUUUCUUUUUAUCUGUUGUUUUAAGAGUCAAAAUUUUGUACAUAGCUUUAAUUAUUGUUCAGGGUUGCGUAUGUGUUUGUCUCACUCUCUGCAUUUGACAAAGAAAGACUCUUGAAGGUCAAAUGUUCGUCUUUGUCCAGCGUUGUACUUCUUUAUGCCUGACUGAGAUAUCCCAGCUCUCCAGCAGCAUGCAUUAUUGCACAACUGGAAAGGUUUAUUAUGCAGUCAUUGUCUUCCUCUAAAGAUUCAGACACAGGUUACGUGGGAGUCAGGGUACUGGACUUCGUAGUUCUUUGUAGGAAACUGUACAUUCUAGCAAUGUGCAUCCAUAGUUGAUAGUAUAAUUUAGAAAGAAAUGUAGUAAAUUAUCUGAAGGUAGUAUUAUCUAUGAGUAUACUUCUUUUCCUUUUUGCAGUUGGUGAAUUUGGUUUCAAUAAUAGCUGCACAGUGUUACAGGUACAUCCAAGCAGAAUGUCAUUUGAAUAUGCCAGAUGCACCCUUAGUAGAAAUUGUUUCCUUUUCUCAAUGCUCUGAAUAAUUUUAGAAUUCUGGCAGUAUUGCAGGUGCACCUUGGUACUAGCAGCAGCAGAGGUUACUCUUGAGCCUGUAAAGGAACUGACACUUGUGAACUGGUGUGAUGUAAAAUAACCCUUGAACUUUGUGAGGAAAAACAUGCAAGAAAAGCCAUGUGAAGAUCUGAAAAAUAAAUAAGGGUCUUCAUGCAAUAUUUAAAACUGUGUUAUUUAAAAAUAUAUAUAUUUUUUCAGGUUUUUAAAUUGGAGUGUAUCCCUGUAUCUUUGUUAACUCUUUCUUUGGUCUUCUCUCAGUUUUUAGUGGUAGCAACGGUAGCAUCUGAAAUACAUGUUUCUUGCCACAUCAUUAAGGGAUAUCAGGCAAGCUUUUAACUCUGAAAGACAUUAAUUAUUCUUUAUAGACUGUGUGGUAUCGAAAUACCAGGUUUACAGAGAACACAAUUUGCAGAAGUAAGAGAUGGAUGUGCUGAGACCAUUACGAGGAACUUAAUGAGAUAAUGAUUUCAUUGUCAACCUAUGCAAACUGUUGUGAUAGAUUUUUUUGAUCUGUGGGGAGAACUUGGUAUUCAAGAAGGUGAAGACCACCUAGAACUAGAGAUUUUUACAGGUCUGCAGUGUUAAUGCUCCUUCAUAUCUUUUCCGUUGCUUUACCUUGUGUUAUGGACCAGUCGUACUGAAGAGAAGCUAUGAGGUGUUGCACAAUACUGGGUUAAUGAUACUGGUGUGGUUCUUGUUCUUAAUUUAGGAACGUAUGUUUAAGCACACUUAAAUCUGUGAGCCAGCCUACUGCUUCAGCAUGUGUUUUGAGGCAAAUGUGUGUGAUCUAGAUAGCUGCCUAGAAAUAUUUGGUCCUCAUCUGUAUAGUACAGGUGUCUCAAAUUCUGAUUAACUGAACCCCUGUAACACAGCUGUGAGGCAGAGGAGCAAUAUUCGUAAUUGUCAGAUAGGGAAACAGACCUAGUGCAGGUCCAAAGUAAGCUGCCAAAAUUACAAGAAAGAUCCCUCCUUAGUUCUGGUGCACUGCCCUAUGCAUUUAUCCUAGUCUCAAAAGAAGAGAUGAUCUGAAUAAUAUAUAUAUAUAUAUAUAUUUUUAAUGUAAGUUUCACAGUACUUCAUGUGGGGUAUUUUCUUAGGUCUGGUCCCCAGAAUUGAGAACUCUUUGAGAUUUUGUUCUCUAUGAUUUCUGAAUGCAUAGCCAUGGCAUUAUUUUUCUUCUUGUUUUUAAUGUAUACUAAAUGAAAUACUCACCGAGCAGAGUCAAGUGAAAACUUUGUGUAGCCUUAGCUAUAUUAACAAAUCUGGCACCAUAUUUUCUAGGACUAUAUUUUAUAUCGUCUUCUACAGGUGGAAUAACGCUUUCUUGUUUUGUGUAAGCUGCAAACGUACUGGGUAGUCCUGUUACCUGCACUGCUCAUCUUUAGCCUUCUUUUUAUUUCUCUAUUUUAUGACCCUUGAAGUAGAUGUAGUUGUGAUGCACUUUACCCUUUGAGACUUGGUAAAUGUAUUUUCAGUCUCUUUAAAGGUUGUGUUGUUAGGUUUAGUGUCUGUAAUUUAGGAUUGAGUUUUCAGCUGAAGUCUUACCACAGUAUUUAGCUCGUAUUUAUUUUGGCCCCACAGGUGUAUAGAGUGAGAACCUUCAAGUAGGUAACAAAUUUCUGUAGUAACUAAGACUAAGUUUCUACACAGUAGGUCCUGCAAGAAUGGCAACACCGCUACCAGUUCUGCUGUUCUUCCAUAGCAUGCAAUUGGCUGCUGCCCUUCAAGCGCGUUUAACGAGGGAAAGCCUUUAACUGUAGAUAUUCCUUCAGUGCAAUGACUUGUGAAAGACAUUGGAGUAUCUUUUAAAGAAAGAAAAUGUCAAAGCGGUGACCAAAAGUAUGUAAUAAAAUUGUACUGGAAAUACACUCAGUGAGAAUCUAAUCCAUUGGUUGUAUAACAAAAAUAUUUCUCCUCAAAUUGAUACGAAGAGGGAGUCUAAUUUUAAUUUGGUAGUGUUUCCCUGCAGCUCCAGAAGAAAAUUUAAAAAUGACUUUUAGCCAUUAUUCCUGACUGUUUUUUUUUUUUUUUUUCCCCCAUAAGUACGUUUUGCAUAUGUGUUAAAUUUAAUGGUGUGCAUUGAAACACUAUUCUUACUAAAGUCUACAAACCUUUUGUAGAAAUCUGAAGGGUUUUAAAUAUAUUGCAUAUCAUAAACUGCUUAAUUUCCACCCCCCUCGCUGCCCCAGGUACCUAAACGUUCUUGUGUAUUUAAAGCUCUGAGUAGGGCUUCGGUAUAGAAGUGACCAGGGAAGGGUCUUAGCUGUAUCAGGUUCAAAACAACGUCAGAGAAAGGGCUGCUCUUUUGCUGGAAACUGGCCAGCAGUUGAUUUUGCUGGAUUUUUGACUGUGUGUUUGCUCAGAAUCUGUUUUUUAUGUAACUGUUUCACAUUGAGAUGGAAUCAUGAGAUGGUAAAUUGCCUUCACUGUUGGGGAAGUAAAACUGCAAGUUGUGGUCAGCUUCAUAUACUACUUUGAGCAUAUCAUGCUGUAUUUGAUUUGGACCUCUAUUUCUGAGCAGUAUUCUCUUUGUGUAAUGUGGAUUCAAUGGUGGGUUGUUUUUUUUUUUUGCACUGUACGAACUAACUUAGUGGUUGCAAAUAAGAUAAAACUGAUUUAUUAGGAACUGGUAGUUGACUGGGAUCUGAAGUUUUUCUGUAACCCCAAGAAGCCAAAAGAAAAUUGAACCUUCUUGUUUGAUAGACAGAAUUAAGUGGUUUUGGAAUUUAUUCUUAAGAUCUUUUCCCAUCUUUUCUUUGAUACAACAAAUCAGGCGUUUAUAUUUGACAGUAUUCACUUAAUAUCAACUUAAGUUCAUUUACAUCUUUAUUUUAAAUUCAUAUACACUCCAAAAAAAAAAAAAAAAAAAAAAAAAGAAGAAA